AUGAUCUGUAGCAGAGGGUAUCCAAGGCUGGUAAGAGACAAAAAUGUAGCCUUUGUAAGGUUGAAGGACACAAAAGAAGAGCUUGUCCUGCCGGUGGAAGACCUCCUAAAAUCAAAUCCAGGAGAAAAACAAAACAGACAAGACCAUGAUGAGGUGGAAGUCACACCUAUGGAUUUUGAUGCUUCUAGUAAUGAAGAUGCAGUCAGUGGUGUUGAUGCUUACAAUGUUAAUGUUAAUAAGGUGAAAAAUGAAGUGAUGGAAGGAGAAAUUAGACCCCUUUUGAAUAAAAUCAGAAAGAAAAAGUCUGAAAGGAUUAUCAAGUUGAAGAUGGCCAAAAGAGUUGGUGAUGAAGAUGCACCUGGGAAUUCUAAAUCAAAAGCUCUUGCCAUAGAUUAA
Molecule: messenger RNA, 396 nt
Organism: Lactuca saligna
Lineage: Eukaryota; Viridiplantae; Streptophyta; Magnoliopsida; Asterales; Asteraceae
Source: the annotation of a GenBank genome assembly